Molecule: messenger RNA, 550 nt
Organism: Durio zibethinus
Lineage: Eukaryota; Viridiplantae; Streptophyta; Magnoliopsida; Malvales; Malvaceae
Source: RefSeq, a predicted model, not a curated record
UGCACUUUGGGUGUGUCUUUCUUUAUUGUUAUGAAGUUGCAUAAUGAUUUAUUGGGAUGGGUUUGUUUGCUUUUUUUUUUUUUUCAGCAGUAUUGAUUUUACUAGAUGGAUUAUUUUCUGCUUUAAAGGGUUAGGGUUUUAUCCAUUUAUUUGCACUUGCAUGGGGAGAUCUCUUCAAGACCCAUCAGUCAGUGUCUGCAGAUGCGGCAUCAUCAUGAUUCACAAACUAGGUAAGGGCUUUUUAGGAGGCCAGGUGGUGGCAUACCACAAUCACCUCCUUUACUUGAAAGUUUCCUUUCAUAUUAAUGGGAAUCUUGAUGAUGCUGCAUCAGCAAACAUUUUGGCUACUCUCACUGUUCCAUUUCAAAUAAAGGAAGAUUAUUCCCAGUUUGAUCAAGGCGACUGAGGGGGAGGGGGGUUUAGUUUAUGGAGAGCCAGGAAUCUAACCAACUUGAAGAUCUUGAUUUACCCUUUUUGCUUUUAGCCAGCUGCAACCUAUUGCAACUAUUCUCUUCAGAUAUUGGUAAAUAAAAUUGUAUGGUUCUUCCUA